This is a messenger RNA of Brenthis ino (lesser marbled fritillary), 1671 nucleotides long. Lineage: Eukaryota; Metazoa; Arthropoda; Insecta; Lepidoptera; Nymphalidae. The record is from the annotation of a GenBank genome assembly.
AUGGCGCGACAGGUGAUCUUUGUAUUGGCCUUACUUAGUAUUGUAUAUGCAGAUGAUGUGUCGAUACCGAUACCAAAAAAAUCAUUAGAGACCGGCAUGCACCCGUCAUACAUUCCAACAGAUGAAAAACAUGGUUCAUACUGGAGAAAAACUGCAUCAGAAGUGCUAAAAUCUAAAUUAAGGGAGACAGUUAAUAAAAAUAAAGCAAAAAAUGGCAUAAUGUUUAUUGGAGAUGGGAUGUCCUUAGCGACUGUGAUGGCAGCCAGGACCUUCGCAGGACAAAUGGAAAAUGAGCUCGGUGAAGACAAUGUUUUGGAUUUUGAAAAGUUUCCUGUCUCCGGAUUGGCUAGGACCUACUGCAUCGAUGCUCAAGUAGCAGAUUCAGCGUGUACCGCCACGUCCUACCUCACUGGUGUGAAGACCAAGUUUGGGGUCAUUGGUCUAGAUGGAAAUGUCACAAGAGGUUCCUGUUACUCCCAAUUGCAUAAAGCAAAUUGGUCACCUUCUAUUGGACAAUGGGCGUUAGCUAGUGGAUUAGAUGUUGGUUUCGUGACGACCACCAGAGUGACACACGCCUCACCUGCUGGCAUGUACGCUCAUACAUCUGAAAGGAACUGGGAAUCUGACGCAGAUGUUCCCGAGGAAUGCAGAAAUUUGGGGUGUAAAGACAUCGCGUAUCAACUUGUGACGAGUAACCCUGGAAGACAAUUUAAGGUGAUUAUGGGCGGUGGACGCAGAGAAUUUCUUCCAAAUGUGACCAAUCCUCUCACCACAAACAGUACUGGCAGACGGCAGGACAGCCUAGAUUUGAUAGAGUUGUGGCAUGAAGAUAAAAUGCAGAAUAACGCUACUCACCAAUAUGUCAGUGAUAGAAGUGAACUUAUGAAGGUUUUCAACUCUGAUGAUCUUCCGGAAUACCUUCUAGGUCUGUUCCAGAGCGACCACAUGUCUUACCACUUACAAGCUAACAACCAACCCAGUCUAGAAGAAAUGGUUGAAGUGGCUAUAAAAAUGUUGAGCAGAAGUGAAAAUGGAUACUUUUUGUUUGUUGAAGGUGGCAGAAUAGACCACGCGCAUCACGACAGCUAUGCGCUCUUGGCGCUCGACGAGACCGUUGAAUAUGCGAAGGCAGUUAAAAAGGCCAAGGAGAUGACAAGCGAAGAUGACACCCUUAUAGUCGUGUCUUCAGACCACGCCCAUACAAUGACAGUAGCUGGAUACCCCUCAAGAGGUAACGAUAUUUUAGGGGUGGUCGACAACGUAAAUGCAGCAGAUGGAAAGCCGUAUACUACGAUAAGCUAUGCGAACGGAAAAGCGGCUUCGAUUAAUAACGAAGGAAGAGUAGACGUGACGUUACAUAGUGAAUUUUCUAAACGUAAUCUCGAGUACCCCUAUCCAAGUUUGGUGCCUCUAGAUCAGGAGACGCAUGGAGGAGAGGACGUCGCAGUAUUCGCUAGUGGUCCUUGGCAGCAUCUUUUCACUUCUAGCUAUGAGCAAUCUGUUAUCCCACAUAUGAUGGCAUAUGCUAUGUGCUUAGACACCAAUAAACAUGAGAACUGCAAGCCCAAGCAUCACAGAACCUAUUGGACUUCUAGUUCUUCUAUAAAUCAACCAAAUAAGUAUUAUAUUUUAAAUGCUGUGAUAUUCUAUUUUAUGUUAAGAUUUUUCCAU